Messenger RNA from Olea europaea var. sylvestris, 865 nucleotides. RefSeq names its product LOB domain-containing protein 1-like. Bases 84 to 623 code for a protein of 179 amino acids. NCBI's taxonomy places the organism in Eukaryota, Viridiplantae, Streptophyta, Magnoliopsida, Lamiales, Oleaceae. The record is from RefSeq and is a predicted model, not a curated record. The transcript is spliced from 2 exons.
UUGUGCAAAGAUUUAGCAAGAAACACCCCUCGAACUCCAUACAUACUCAAGUCCUUGUUUCACAUAUUUUUCUACUCUUAACAAUGAAGUGCAGUGACACAAUAUUAACAUCAUCGUCUAUUUCGCCUUCCCAUCCUCGACAAACUCUAGUGAUGAGCCCUUGUGCUGCUUGCAAGAUUUUACGCCGAAGAUGCGUUGAAAAAUGUGUUUUGGCACCUUAUUUUCCUCCGAACGAUCCAGUUAAAUUCACCACUGCUCAUCGUGUGUUUGGUGCGAGCAAUAUAAUCAAGUUCUUGCAGGAAUUGCCCGAGUCCCAAAGAGCCGAUGCAGUGAGUACCAUGGUUUACGAAGCGAACGCCAGGCUGAGGGAUCCUGUAUACGGAUGUGCCGGGGCAAUUUGCCAACUCCAAAAGCAAGUAAAUGAGCUCCAAGAACAAUUAGCAAAAGCUAAAGCAGAAAUUGUGAACAUGCACUGCCAACAAACAAAUCUUAUGGCACUUAUUUGGAUGGAAAUGGCACAAUCUUCACCAAUAUCUCCAUCAGAACAAUCCUUGGACAACAUCAUGAACUUCCAAGAUGAAAACAACCCAGAAUACUUAUGGGAACAACCCCUUUGGACAUGAUCAUAUAUAUCUCCAUAUCGUUCCAAUAAAUUCAAAGAUAAUCGGCCGAACCUAUAUUUUUACUAGUAUGUAACCCAAAACUUUAGAAUUCGAUGUUUAAAAUUUUAAAAUUUUCUUGGCUAAUUUAAUUGCCUAAUUUAAGGAAUAAGUAUACGAUGUGAAAUGAUUAAGCUUAGUCUAGCUAUUUUUCUAAUGAUAUGAAUAAAACACAUGAAAUUUAUGGGUCUUCUUCCCCCAUGUUA